Melampsora larici-populina 98AG31 is the source of this 2289-nucleotide messenger RNA. RefSeq lists its product as uncharacterized. The record is from RefSeq and is a predicted model, not a curated record. The transcript is spliced from 11 exons. Lineage: Eukaryota; Fungi; Basidiomycota; Pucciniomycetes; Pucciniales; Melampsoraceae. The coding region runs from base 1 to 2289 and encodes 762 amino acids.
AUGGUCUUACCAGGCGAGGAGGUUGGGCCCGAACCAAAGCGGAAAAGGAGAGAAAAUGUCACUUCAAACUCGUCCAUCGGCGCCAGGCUUGCCAAUAUGGAAGCUCUUGAAGAAGCGGAUGCCAAAAACUUAGAGGCUCAGAGGGCUCGUCAGAACGCACCGGUUCCAGUGUUGCCCCCAAUCAAUCAAGCCGACUCAGAUGAAGAGCCUGCACAACUGUAUGAUGCGUUCAUGCCAGCUGAUGUUCUACAAGAUUUGGCUCAAGAUGCGAACGCAGAUCAUCAAGACGUGCUAAGACUCCACUUGAAACUUGCCGGUGCACUCCGGAUGUGGUUAGGCUUCUACAUGCCCAGACUUCCCAGAGAUCAAAAAUUCUUCCCCAGUAUAAAGCCAAAGCGACAUCGAGACACCGAACCUGACCGUCAUCAUAUCCCCCACGAUCGAGCCGUUAAUCUCCUGCAGAACCUCGGAAUUGGACCAGCUCGACCAGUUGAACCACCAGCUGAACUGGAUAGACACGAUGAACACGAAGACGAUUGGAACAAUCAACCCGAUGUCAACUAUGACCCUCAAGAUGACCCACCUGUCCCUACCCUUGAUGGCGCGGCCGAACGACUAGCUGAGGCUGCAAGAGCGCAACACUAUGCUCAAAAACGGCUCAACUUCGAAAAACAAUGGGUUGCUCUUGCAGCUCCUGUCACCGCUGUAUACCUUGAGCGUCAGCAUGCAACCCAGAAUUGGACAACUAGCAUGUCAUACCUAGCCAACCAGCCCGAAUGCCGCUGUAAUAACCAAACCACCCGGCUGAUCGACCUCAUUGACAUGUAUGGUCGAUUAAGCAGUUACCAAUUCACGUUUUGCAAGUGUUGUCCAGAUGUCAUCCGCCUUCUCUAUGCAGGAUACUUCGCAAGCUCACCUUCCCAACCACACACAGCCUUCUCGAUUCCUCUCAUUCAAUUCCAUAACCGACUUUGGCAGACCUCGGCACUUUCAACAAGUUCCUUUAUUGACGCUCUUGGAGGUUUCCUGGACGAUCGAUCAGCUUCACCCCUCUAUGGCCAGCUUCGUAAUGGAACAAUUUGCAAGCGGGAACUUAGAAAACCUAUAACCCAUUCAAUUGAUCUUUACCGGCGAAUAUUAUAUCAUCAAGAACUACUUUACAUAGAAGGACUCGAGCUCAGUUUACUAGAAGUAUAUGCCGACAAGUGUUCUCGCUGCUUUGGACCCAGAGAAGGUGAAAUCACAAAGGUGGCCGACUUGUGUAAGAAUACUGCUGCACUAGCCAGCGAUAUCAAGUCGAUCUCAAUGUGUAGAUUGCAUUAUCCAGUCAGCAUACUGGGAUACUUUCUAGAACAACUCCCCAAUAUCAAGUUUGGCGUUCUCUACGACAUUGGGUGUCACCUUGAUGCACACAUCAAGAAGUUUUAUUCAGCUGAUUUUCUCAGGGAGCAAUGGAUAUUGGAAAGGAACGCACAAGCCAGCAAGAAGCAUGCAGAAGAGCAACAAAAACUUGAACUGGGACGAUUGCUAUGUCUAGAACAAGAGAUUCAGAAGCUCUGGAAUAGCCCUGUUCCUACUGCUGAGUAUGAAAUAUCACGGGCACAAAGGUUGAAUGAACUCCAGGAAAAAAUCACGACACAGCGAAGAAAGGUUGGAGCAGCAGAUGUGCUUGCAUUGCUAACUAGGCCUGAGCACGAUGGCCUUCUAAUGGUUUGGUACUGCAUGCGAGAUGUCCGAUCUAGGUUGAUUGCAAUAUUCAAGGAAAAGUUGCCCCUUAACCAAUCUCAAGCUCAUGGUCGAGAUUCAAACUUAGGAACAGUACUAACUAGAAAUACAGGUGUUUCUGGCAGGACUGCUGUUCUUGCCUCAAUACGAAAGCAUGCUGCCGCUCUCGGCAAGGCCGUUGAUCGCUACCAAGAACGCCUCAACACUUUUCGUCAAAAAUUCCCUAAUCGCCUUGCGUAUCCUCCUGAUAUUGAGUACGCAACGCUGUUCCAGAUUGCGCCGGAUGAUCCUUUUUGGAGUGAAGGUCUCUUCACCAAUCACAAUGAACCAUGGGCAAUCGAUCCCUCGACUCAAUACGGAAUGCGACAGCUUUCUUACCUUGAACGAUCCGAAGAGGAACUGCGUAGAAUUGGGUGGGAAGUACGACGUGAAAUGCGAUGGAUCAUCAACACUCGUACCCGAAUCUCUCAUCUUCUUCAAUGUCUUCUCCAUGUUGCUUUAACCUGGCUUCUUGGAAGUUGCAGUAGAAGAAGAUGUUACAAUGAAUCAUGUUUAAUCUUUUGA